This is a messenger RNA of Carassius gibelio (silver crucian carp), 1299 nucleotides long. RefSeq names its product transcription factor GATA-4. Gene Ontology annotation, biological process: negative regulation of transcription by RNA polymerase II; cell fate commitment; positive regulation of transcription by RNA polymerase II. NCBI's taxonomy places the organism in Eukaryota, Metazoa, Chordata, Actinopteri, Cypriniformes, Cyprinidae. Gene Ontology annotation, cellular component: nucleus. The coding region runs from base 133 to 1266 and encodes 377 amino acids. The record is from RefSeq and is a predicted model, not a curated record. The transcript is spliced from 6 exons. Gene Ontology annotation, molecular function: RNA polymerase II cis-regulatory region sequence-specific DNA binding; DNA-binding transcription factor activity, RNA polymerase II-specific; zinc ion binding.
UGCUGGGAGAGACUUCAGUGGACUCUCCACCCUCAUCUUCCUCUGAGUCAAGUGAAGCAGAAAUGCUCCCGGCGGGCGCAGGGUGAAGGUCAGCCCGGUGAGAUCGAGUGGAGUGAUCGCUCACCCGUGGACAUGUAUCAAGGCGUAACGAUGACCACGAACCACGGACCCGCGUCUUACGAGCCCGGUUUCCUCCAUAACGCCGUCUCCGCCGCCGCUUCGCCGGUGUACGUGACGCCCACCCGGGUCACCCCGAUGAUCCCGGCGCUGCCGUACCUCCAGACGCCGCAGCAGAGCAGCCCGGUGUCCGCGCACUCGGGAUGGGCGCAGUCGGGCGCGGACGCGGUCGCUUCUUACAGCUCCGCCGGCGGGCACCAUCAUUCCCCGGUCUCCAGGUUCACGUUCUCCACGAGCCCUACGUUAACCUCUUCGGCCCGGGAGACGGGGAGUUACUCGAGUCCGCUGAACAUCUCCGCUGGCGGGCGGGAACACUACGGGACGCGCGGUCUGAGCGGAUCCUAUCACAGCGGGUACCCGGCCUACGUGAGCCCGAGCAUCGGAGGCUCGUGGACGGCGUCGCACUUCGACAGCUCCGUGCUGCACAGCCUCCAGAGCGGAGGAGCGCCCGGUGCCCCGCGACACCCGAGCUUAGAGCUGCUGGAUGAUUUCUCUGAGGGUCGUGAGUGUGUGAACUGUGGGGCGAUGUCCACUCCUCUGUGGCGGCGGGACGGGACGGGUCAUUACCUGUGUAACGCCUGCGGUCUCUAUCACAAGAUGAACGGGAUCAACCGGCCGCUCAUCAAACCUCAGAGACGACUGUCUGCGUCCAGACGGGUUGGUUUGUCCUGCACUAACUGUCAGACGAGCACAACUACUCUCUGGAGACGUAAUGCAGAAGGAGAGCCGGUCUGCAACGCCUGCGGUCUCUACAUGAAACUCCACGGGGUUCCUCGUCCUCUCGCCAUGAAGAAAGAGGGGAUUCAGACCCGAAAACGCAAACCCAAAACUAUCAGCAAGUCCAAACCUGGGUCAUCUGAGGGUCAGACGCCGUCCAGUGCUGCGAGCUCCAGUCCCACAGAGGAACCGCGGUCAAUAAAGACAGAACCGGACACAGCGUCAAUCUACACACACCAUAACAUGAACACAGCGGUUUCUGGAUUUCCGUCUUAUCUGGGAACUCCAAGCUCAAGUUCUGCUCUCAAGCUUUCUCCGAGUGGAUCUUCUAGCUCCAAAAGUGAAGCGUGGAACAGUCUGGUUCUGGCAUGAGGAACCUCAGAGGUGAAGAUCAGGUCCAUCUGG